GGUGGUGGUGGUGGCUGCUGGGCGCGCGCACGCAGGAGCGCGCUGUGAGGCGGAGAGUUACGGUGGUGUCAGGGGCGACAUGGAACAGCUCUAGCUGUGGGGACGGCGGCACACAGAAGUCCCGUCGCCUUCUGCUAGCCCGCCGACCCUCGGAGCAGAAACCGAAAGGAGCCCGGCGUCGGCCCGGAGCCGCCAGCCCUCCCCCCUUCCUCCCUCCCUCCCUACACCCCUGCCUUUCUCUGCCCUAAUGACGCCGGCCUAGCGCCGACUAGGCCCCGGCUCCUCCUCUGCCCGGCUCUGGACCCUGCCCCGCACCCACCCCUUUCUCCUCCGCCUCUUCCUCUCCCACCCGGGGCUCUUCCUUUCAAGAGGCCGGGAAGUUAAACUUGUAAUCACCUCUCGGCUCUUCCCGUCACCCUCGCCCUCUCCUUUGGGCGAACCGCGGAUAGAAGUAGUUGGUGGCUUUUGCCACCCCACCCUGCCCGGAUCGCGACGGUUUUCAGGGUUCUGGAGUCAGCAGGGUUUCUCCGAGGCCUUUGCGAGUGGCUGAUCUGCUCCAUUUUUGCAAAAGGCGCCUGUGUCUGCAAGAGCCGGUGUGAGAAGAGACAAGACUUCCCUGCUGCCGGGAUAAUCAAGAGUUUUGGCCGGACCUUUGAGUACACAUCGAGAUAGUGAGGAGCCCGGCGAAUAGCACAGACUAUGGCGCUGAAACGGAUUAAUAAGGAACUUAGUGAUUUGGCCCGUGACCCUCCAGCACAAUGUUCUGCAGGUCCAGUUGGAGAUGACAUGUUUCACUGGCAAGCCACAAUUAUGGGACCUAAUGACAGCCCAUAUCAAGGUGGUGUAUUCUUUUUGACAAUUCAUUUUCCUACAGACUACCCCUUCAAACCACCUAAGGUUGCAUUUACAACAAGAAUUUAUCAUCCAAAUAUUAACAGUAAUGGCAGCAUUUGUCUUGAUAUUCUAAGAUCACAGUGGUCUCCUGCUUUAACUAUUUCUAAAGUUCUUUUAUCCAUUUGUUCACUGCUAUGUGAUCCAAACUCAGAUGACCCCCUAGUGCCAGAGAUUGCACGGAUCUAUAAAACAGACAGAGAUAAGUACAAUAGGUUAGCAAGAGAGUGGACAGAGAAAUACGCUAUGUUGUAGGGUACAACAGAAUAUCUCGGGAAUGGACUCAGAAGUAUGCCAUGUGAUGCUACCUUAAAGUCAGAAUAACCUGCAUUAUAGCUGGAAUAAACUUUAAAUUACUGUUCCUUUUUUGAUUUUCUUAUCCGGCUGCUCCCCUAUCAGACCUCAUCUUUUUUAAUUUUAUUUUUUGUUUACCUCCCUCCAUUCAUUCACAUGCUCAUCUGAGAAGACUUAAGUUCUUCCAGCUUUGGACAAUAACUGCUUUUAGAAACUGUAAAGUAGUUACAAGAGAACAGUUGCCCAAGAUUCAGAAAUUUUUUUAAAAACUGGAGCAUGUGUAUUAUGUGGCCAAUGUCUUCACUCUAACUUGGUUAUGAGACUAAACCAAUCCUCACUGCUCUAACAUGCUGAAGAAGCCAUCUGAGGGGGAGGGAGAUGGAUGCUCAGCUAUCACAUCAAAGGAAGCAGCAUUAUUCUAGCAGCAUCCGUUCUUGUUUCAGCCUUCCACUGUUAGAGAUGUGAGGUUACAUGAUAUACUUUAUGCUCAUAACUGAUGUGGCUGGAGAAUUGGUACUGAAUUAUAGCAUCAGCAGAACAGAAAAAUGUGAUGUAUUUUAUGCAUGUCAAUAAAGGAAUGACCUGUUCUUGUUCUACAGAGAAUGGAAAUUUGAAGUCAAACACCCUUUGUAUUCCAAAAUAGGGUCUCAAAACAUUUUGUAAUUUUCAUUUAAAUUGUUAGGAGGCUUGGAGCUAUUAGUUAAUCUAUCUUCCAAUACUGUUUAAUAUAGCACUGAAUAAAUGAUGCGAGUUGUCAAUGGAUGAGUGAUCAACUAAUAGCUCUCCUAGUAAUUGAUUUAUUUUUCUUCAAUAAAGUUGCAUAAACCAAUGAGUUAGCUGCCUGGAUUAAUCAGUAUGGGAAACAAUCCUUUGUAAAUGCAAAGCUGUUUUUGUAUAUACUGUUGGGAUUUGCUUCAUUGUUUGACAUCAAAUGAUGAUGUAAAGUUCAAAAGAGUGAAUAUAUUGCCAUGUUCAGUUAAAGUGCACAGUCUGUUACAGGUUGACACAUUGCUUGACCUGAUUUAUGCAGAAUUAAUAAGCUAUUCAAAAGUGUAGCUUUAAUAUGCUGCACAUGAUUAUGGCAGUCCUAGAGUUCAUAAGUGGACUUGGGACUCAGCAGUUUUGAAACGUGUAUAUGGAGUUCAAGAAAAUUAUUUUCCAGGUGCAUCCCCUUCUAACUAAAAUUUUCUUCAUCUUGUACACUUAACAGCUGAAAA
This is a messenger RNA of Acomys russatus (golden spiny mouse), 2402 nucleotides long. It is a transcript of the gene Ube2d3, whose product is annotated as ubiquitin conjugating enzyme E2 D3. Gene Ontology annotation, molecular function: ubiquitin conjugating enzyme activity. The transcript has 8 exons. Bases 700 to 1146 code for a protein of 148 amino acids. The record is from RefSeq and is a predicted model, not a curated record. Gene Ontology annotation, biological process: protein K11-linked ubiquitination; ubiquitin-dependent protein catabolic process. NCBI's taxonomy places the organism in Eukaryota, Metazoa, Chordata, Mammalia, Rodentia, Muridae. Gene Ontology annotation, cellular component: nucleus.